AUGCAAGAUGACAAGCAGCAAAAGGAAAGCAGCGACGAUGUUCAGAAGAAAUAUAUCUGCUUGAUAGAGGAGCUUCAUGAGCUAAGAGAAGGCGCUGUUGAUGACGAUGUAAGAUUGGAGAAUGUAGUAAGUAGAUCGAAUGUGUUGUUUAAAAGGAUAAAAACAUGUUCAGAGCUUAAACUGGAUGCAAAGAUAACUGCUAUGUCAAUUGGAUUAACAUGCAAAGGAAUAGAGAAGAAGAUGGAGCCUGAAGAAAUAAGUUCAAAAAUGCUUGUUGAAGUGAUGUGCAGCAACCUGGUAGAUAGAAUGUGUGAAGCAGCAGUGGGAUGCUAUGUUGGAAUGAGUUUUGCAGAUAACCUUGUACUUAGCAGAAGUGGGGUAGUGAAGGAACGAAGUAGAAUACAGCAAUCAAGAAGACGAGACUUGAAUGUGGAUAGAGAUGCGAUGAGGCCGAUUGAGAAAGAUGUUCAAAGCGAAGAAGAACCUGAAAUGCUGUGUAAGAUCAGUAGAAUGAUUGCAGAUAAAAGGAAAAUUGACUAUUUUGAGCUUGUUGUAGAUCCUGAGUCUUUUUCAAAAACAGUGGAGAAUAUACUAUAUUUUUCACUUGCAAUGAGAUCUGGAAGAGUGUGUUUGAAAAGUCAGGAUAACAAACUACUUGCCUGUGAAUCAAGCAAUGAUCAAGAUGAGAUGAUUCAUCUAGUUAUUGAAAUGACCUAUGAAGAGUAUUUGAAGAUAUCAGCAAGUAUGAAGGAGAAAGAAGCAGAUGAAGAUUGUAGAUAA
Messenger RNA from Ordospora colligata OC4, 780 nucleotides. RefSeq lists its product as uncharacterized. Gene Ontology annotation, cellular component: Smc5-Smc6 complex; nucleus. The coding region runs from base 1 to 780 and encodes 259 amino acids. The record is from RefSeq and is a predicted model, not a curated record. Lineage: Eukaryota; Fungi; Microsporidia; Ordosporidae. Gene Ontology annotation, biological process: DNA repair. The transcript has a single exon.